Punica granatum (pomegranate) is the source of this 555-nucleotide messenger RNA. NCBI's taxonomy places the organism in Eukaryota, Viridiplantae, Streptophyta, Magnoliopsida, Myrtales, Lythraceae. The record is from RefSeq and is a predicted model, not a curated record.
AUGAAGGAUCGAGUGCUGCUUCACCUCCAGUCCCUCCGUGAUGAGCAAGGCCGAGACAUUACUGAGUUAAAAGGACUCAGUAGUCGAAUUAGCUAUCCCCAGCUGGGUCAACCCUGUUCCGGCAAAGCUUCGGGGAGGACCAGAGAGAUAGCCCAGGCUCUAGAGCAAGGCCAGCACCGGUUUCUGUGGUCCUUAUGCCGGCCACCAUCCAAGGGAAAGAUGGAGUACCCCAGUGACUAUGCGAACCUCGAGCACGCCCUGCCAGAAGGAUUCCUAGGUCAGACAGCUCCGAUUAGGAAGGUGAUAGGGGGCCCACAGGUGGCAGCAUUGGCGCACCCAGUUGUCGGAGUACUCGGGCUUGGAGUCGAGGUGAAGAAGGAUUACAGGAGAGAUGUUGCAGGUGAGCAGGAUGUGAUUGUGGUCUCGUUGGAGGAGUUAAAGAAAGCUAUUAAAGUUCUGAUGGAGACCAAGACUGGGGAGGAAUUGAGGAAGAAGGUGAAGGAGAUGAAGGAGAAGUGCAGGGUAGCUAUUAAGGUUCUUCCUAUUUUGCAUUGA